This is a messenger RNA of Cooperia oncophora, 975 nucleotides long. The record is from the annotation of a GenBank genome assembly. Lineage: Eukaryota; Metazoa; Nematoda; Chromadorea; Rhabditida; Trichostrongylidae.
AUGCCAGCACAAGAAGAUACAUGGGCGUUCCAGCCUAUUGGAGCUCCGUUUCCGGACAAUCCAGUGCGAGUACCAGGUCAGCAAAACAUGUAUGUAGCACUAUGGUACAAACACGGAAAACCAAUCCAUGGUCGAGCGUGGAACGACAACGGUGGUGUACAAUGCUCGUUCCCUUUCAAUAAAGUGGAGCUAUGUGGUGCUAAGGAUCUCGGUGGCCUGAUUCAGAUCCUGACGUACAAGGGUGAUUUCAACUCACUUGGUUACUGGUACGAAUGGCUGCCAAUCAAAACUCGACUUGCCGGUGAGUCACACCGCGAACUUGUUCGGUGUGGCCAAUCAACGCCGGUUAUCGUUGCUUGCAAGGAUGGACAGCAACGAAUCGGCUAUUUGGAUCUCAGCACUGAAAUUGCUUUAGUAAGCUAUAACGGCAAGUCAGAAAGUCUUGCUGGUGGGCCAGCUAAUGAGCUGCUUGGAAUAUUUCGCAACCUCCGUCCUCCACCUACCGGUGUAAAGAUAUACGAAGAUCUGUGGGCAGAUUUGAAGUAUGGUGACAACUUCCCCACAAAUGUUGUCCCGGCUGACAACCGUCAGCUGAAGACGGAAACAGGUCCAAUGAAUCAAUAUGUCGCCCUGUGGUAUAAGCACGGAGAACCAGUGUUUGGAAGAGCGUUCCCGAGUCCAGCGGGCAAGCUUAUGGCCACCUUUGGUGCAAACAAUCAAGAGAACUCUGGCCCAGAAAUCGGUUCUAUGCAAAUGCUUACCGUACCUGAAGCAAGCUGUAUGGGUCUCGAAUAUCAGUGGCUACCAAGAUCUCAAGGAUCCUCUGGUGGCUGGACCAUGGUACAUGUGGGAAAUGCAGUACCGGUGAUAGUCGUAGACGACAAGCAGAAUGAAUAUGUUGGCAACCUGAACACGUCGUUAGACAAGGCAUCUAUUGGGUUCGGUGGGAAAGAAAAGGCGAGUUUCGGGCAUUGA